CUUUAUUUUUUUUCUCAAGUUCUAAACCGACAGAUUAUUUCCAAAAUUAUUUAAUAAACUAACCUCAAUUUUUGACACAAAAAUAAAAGAGAUUACCUAGGCACUCUAUAUACUUUAAUUAUAUUUUAUAAAAUAAUAAAAUUAUCGAAUUAAAAUAUUUUUUUAAUUAUAACACAUUUUAAAAUGGCUCUACAAAGAUACUUUCUACAGGCGACAAAACAAUACAUAAUUAAAUGUCAUAUUCUGCAGUCAAAUAUAAGGCCUUCUUAUUGCCAGUUGCAUCAUCAAUACAGCAGUAAAACACAAAGAAAAUAUACUGAUAGGCACGAGUGGGUAAUUGUAGAAAAGGAGAUUGGAACAGUUGGUAUAAGCAAAUAUGCACAGGAAUCUCUUGGAGAUGUUGUUUUUGCACAGCUACCAGACCCAGGGUCUUUGGUGUUAGCUGGUGAGGAAUGUGGUGCAUUGGAAAGUGUUAAAGCAGCUAGUGAGAUUUAUUCUCCAGUAAGCGGUACAGUGACAGAGAAGAAUAGUGAGGUGGAGGACAAACCGGCACUUAUAAACACAUCCUGUUAUGAGAAAGGCUGGCUCUUCAAACUUAAAUUGACGAAACCUGAAGAACUAAAUGAUCUUAUGACUGAGGAACAGUAUGAGAUAUUUUUAAAGACUGAUGUAGCAAAGGAGAAAGACUCAUAAAUAAUAAUUUGUUAUA
Molecule: messenger RNA, 709 nt
Organism: Galleria mellonella (greater wax moth)
Lineage: Eukaryota; Metazoa; Arthropoda; Insecta; Lepidoptera; Pyralidae
Gene: ppl
Product: glycine cleavage system H protein, mitochondrial
Exons: 2
Coding region: 184-693 (169 amino acids)
Biological process (GO): protein lipoylation; glycine decarboxylation via glycine cleavage system
Cellular component (GO): cytoplasm; mitochondrion; glycine cleavage complex
Source: RefSeq, a predicted model, not a curated record